ACAAUGGCAUCAAUAGCGGACGAAUAUAUUUUAAAUGAGGAACAAAAUGAAUUUGGUGGAGAUGAAAAUAGACAAAACAGGCUUUCUGAAGAAAAAAGGCUUGUGGAAGAUGAGAGAAAUGAUGAAUUUGCCCGGGCACUAUUCCCAUUGGACGAAGGUAGCAAGGAAAUGUUGAUAUUAAACAUGGAGGAUCAAAGACAACAAUUAGAAUCAAGGUUUGAAAUGACAAAUAAUCAGUUGUCCGUUGGAAAUACCAGCGGGGAGACAUGCCAUAGAGAAGAAACUCGGAGAGAAGAGAAUAUUACUCGUCAUCAUGGCUUAGAUAUGGAAGGGCCUCCAAAUGUAUCAUUGGUUAGUAGUGGAGACCUCCAGUGUGUAAACAUGCAGAUAAAUAAUCCCAGCAUUCUUCAACUAAAUCAGGUUGCCGGGGAUCGUCUGCUGAACAUAUCCUCUGGAUCCCAGUAUACAGAACACAUGGAGUUCUGGAACUCUGCUGUAUCCAAAACUUACUCAGAUAUCACUCUUAGAUUCCAGGAUGGAGAGUUGGAGAUAAAUAGAGGAUUUCUGGCAGUUAUCUCUAGAACUCUCAAACACGCAAUUCAGGAUAGUGUAGAUUAUAUCCUGCUCCCUGGUGUUCAUGUUCAACAGUUUCUAGAUCUUCUACAGUUUAGUUCCCAGCUCACUAUAUCUAGACAUACGCCAGUUCUUCAAGAAGAGUUGAAAGAAUUGAUAACCCUUCUGGAUUCCACUCUGUUUCUCUCCCCUGAAGAUUUCAAGCUGUCAUUGCCAGCGACGCACGUGGAACCACGUGGACCGGAAGUGAAAAUCGAAGAUCCAUUUGCCCCGGGAUACUCUGCUACUAGCGCUUCUAGUGGACAACUUAAUAUAUCUCCAGAGAAAGUGCCUAAGGAUGAUUAUGACAAAGAUAGUUUUAUUGAUGACAAUUUCAGCGAGGAAUCGAUGGAUGACUACUCUGACGAAGAAUUUUCAAAAUCUGAAAAAAAUAUUAAAGUUUCUUCGCGGACUCAGGUCCUUAAAAGAGGACCAGGAAGACCUCCAAAAGAUAGAAGUGCUGAGAACUCUCUAUUUGCAGAGGUCGAGUUGGUCGGAGAUAUUCCAGUUUCCGGCGAGGAUACCCUUGAUUCUGUUGUUCAGAGUUUUCUGAGCUGUCAUUCUUGUCGUUCUCAAGGCUUUCAUGGUGUCCGCCAUCUUAUUCAGGGAGAAAACCGGUUUCUAAGUUCUAACAUGAUUAUAUUUUGUACUGUUCACAGUUAUUUUAUUGCGCAUUUUAACCUCAGCUGGUCAGACCCUCAGACCCAAUACUCAAUUUUUUCUUUAAAAUGAUUUUUUUCUUUUAAA
Eurytemora carolleeae is the source of this 1359-nucleotide messenger RNA. RefSeq lists its product as uncharacterized. Lineage: Eukaryota; Metazoa; Arthropoda; Copepoda; Calanoida; Temoridae. The record is from RefSeq and is a predicted model, not a curated record. The coding region runs from base 4 to 1344 and encodes 446 amino acids. The transcript has 10 exons.